UAAUGUGACGUCGAAACAUGGCGUUUCUGGAGAAAGGUGAUGGUGUUUGGUUUUGUUAGCGAUUCGUAAAUUGCUGUGAAGCGCCUCGUGAAGUUUCUACCAUGAUGCUUUUGAAAUCAUAUGGUAGCCUUAGAAAUCGGAAUUGUUUUGCUGGCAAAUGAAUUUAAACUAUGAGUAAAGCCUUCUGGCUGUCGUUAGCUUUCCCGAGCUACCAGGCUAAUUUCUAACAACAGUCGCAAGCUAGCAUAGUGAGUUGGCUAGCCUGCUGUCUUGUUUAGCUGUUGACUAGCUGGCGAGUAAUGCUAGCUGGCAGCAAUGAUAUUAUUCAAUGAAGUCGGGCAAAUGCUGGCACCUGCAAAUAACGAAUCCUCCGCAUAGUAUGCGUGUUCUUUGAUAGACGUGUGUAGAUCUAUUUGUUAUAGCUCGUUAGCUAUACUGACCGUGGCUGAUCAUUCUCGGGGACUACCUGGAGAAGUCAACCCUGGGCAGGAUGGAAAGCCAUUAUGGAUGUUUGUUGUCGCUGGGGAUAUGGACUCUACAUUUAACAUCAUCGGUAGUUCAGUGUGCUCCGCUGCCAUAUACAGACAGAGUGGAGUUGGGGGAAGAGGCUCUUCAGCUGUCUGCUCUGCUGUCUCUGUGUGUGCUGGUGGUGUUGGCCGUGGUGCUCUUCAACUGUGUCAACUGCUGCAAGGAGCGGGAGAUCAACUUCAAGGAGUUUGAAGACAACUUUGAGGAUGAAAUCGACUUCACCCCCCCGGCGGAGGACACCCCCUCCAUGCAGUCCCCAGCGGAGGUGUACACACUGGCCGUGCCCCCCGUCCCCAUGCCCGGACCCCCUCACCUGGACCUGCCCCGGAUAGCAGAUGGCUCAUCGGCCCCCCACGUGGCUCGCCACAGCCUCAGCUACAUCCAGGAGAUCGGCAGCGGAUGGUUUGGCAAGGUCCUGUUGAGUGAGAUCUACACAGACCCCAGUGUCUCCAGGGUGGUGGUGCAGGAGCUGAAAGCCAACGCUGGAGCCAAGGAGCAGAAUGACUUCCUACAGCAGGGAGACCCCUACAGAGUCCUCCAGCAUCCCAACAUCCUCCAGUGCCUGGGCCAGUGUGUGGAGGCCAUCCCCUUCCUGUUGGUCUUCGAGUACUGCGACCUGGGUGACCUGAAGAGCUACUUGGCGCAGCAGGAGUGGCAUUUCGGCAAGGCAGAGUUGCUGCAGCUCCAGAGGAUGGCCUGUGAGAUCGCUGCAGGCGUCACACACCUGCACAAGCACAACUUCCUGCAUAGUGAUUUGGCUCUGAGGAACUGCUUUUUGACUGCCGACCUGACUGUUAAAGUGGGAGACUAUGGAAUCGGGCCGUACAGAUUCAAGGAGGAUUAUAUUACCACAGAGGAGGACCAGCUUGUGCCGCUGCGAUGGCUGGCCCCGGAGCUGGUGGGGGAUUUACAUGGAGGCGUCAUCACUGCCGAACAGACCAAGCCCGGCAACGUGUGGUCUUUGGGAGUAACGCUGUGGGAACUGUUUGAAAAUGCCAACCAGCCGUACCCUCACCUGUCUGAUCGCGAGGUGCUGAACCAUGUGGUCCGGGACCAGCAGAUCAAGCUCUUCAAGCCCCAGCUGGACCUGCCCUACUCUGAGAGAUGGUACGAGGUGCUGCAGUUCUGCUGGUUGCCGCCGGACAAGCGCGCCACAGCGGAGGAGGUGCACCGGCUGCUCACCUACCUACGCAUGCAGGGCCAGAAGGACGUGGAGGACGACUUCGAGCAGCGCUGGAACUCCCUGCGGCCCAACCCCUGUGCCCGCAACGGUCAGAGCCAGGCCACUGCCAGCCACAACUCCUCCUUCCCCAUCCUGGAGAACCUGGACGAGGCCGGGGAGCCAGACGAGAUGCUGACGGUGACGGAAACCAGCCGGGGGCUGAGCUUCGAGUAUGUGUGGGAGGGCGCCAAGCACGACCACUACGACAGCCAGCACCACGCCGCCAUCGACGCCACGCUCAACUACAACAGCGUGUUCUUCCCGGUGCCCAGCCAGGAGAUCCAGGCCAGCUUCCCCCCGUCCACAGGGGACGUCGCCGGGCUCGGGGUGGCAGGACACCAUGGGGGUGACCAUGUCGACAUCGACCUCGGCAGCCCUCUCACCCAGAGAGUUCCAGGUGUGCUGCCGGUGUACGACGCCCAUGAGGUGGCCUCGGGGAAGGACUACUACAUCCAGCUGGAGGACCAGGAUGAGAGUACCACAGACUCCCAGGACCUCGUGGCCAAGGCCGAGCCUGCCCCUCCCGGCUCGGAGCACUUCCUCAUGCUGCACGACUCGCGCCUGGACGAGUCCAGCACGGACGCCGACUUCUUCCACGGCAGCAUGGACUCCAAGGACUCAUUCAUGCCCGAUAGCCACACCUGGUCCUCCAGCGACCACGAGAGUCCCUUCCACACCAACAUCUUCAGCGAGGGGGACUCCUCGAAAACGGACGAGACCCACCUGUGGAGGACCGGUUUCAUGGAGCUCCCGGACCUGACCAACAGCCUCGGCUUCCAGCAAGGGAAGCCCAGCCUGGCCAAGGCAGAGAGCACCGACAGCCAGACGUUUUUAGGAGGGGACGGGCUUCUAGAUGACUUCAGUGAGGGGGACGACACCGAUGUCAUUAAGCUUCUCCACACAGAGAAGCUCACUGACAACUUCACGUUCCUCAAGGAGAACAGUUUGAUCAAGGAAAGCCCAGAUUCAGGGAAAUUGGACCAGAACGCCAACUCGCCUGCCAGUGCGAUCGCAAGCAUUUCAGAAAGUGGAGAGCUCUCAGACAAGCAGGCAUCCAUCGCUGAGGACACUGCGAAAUCUCUAUCAUUGGCAGAUGUUUCCUCUCCCUCUUCCCAAGCGGAACUGUUUGAAUUUUCAGGCUCCGAUUUUAUUGGGGCUCUUAAGCCUUUAGCAAGUGAAUCUCUGGUGCCUUCGAAAGCCUCGCUGUCGGGAGAGGACUGCAGCAGCCCUACGCUUCCCGCAAGCAUCAGCUCUUCUCCUCCUUCUCACAGUGAAACGAAAGACCACAGCGAAAGUGGUGAUGUACUGCACUCCUCCGAUUUUGUCAUUGACUCCUCCGCCGCUCUUAACUCUACCUCCCUGUUUGCAGAGGGCCCUGCGAGUCCAGCAGCCCCAGUAUUGAGCAUGGAAGCUGGCUCCCCAGAAUCCCCUGCGCUCAGUCAAAGUGCCACUCCAGAAAUGAUGUGCACUGAUGCCAAAACCCCCUCCUCCAACCUCGAAGAGCCCUUAGCAGCACACUUUCAGGACUCUACGCAACACACAGAACCAGACUAUACAGAAACAGAGCUCAAUCAUGCAUCUGCUCCAGAACUCAAUCAUCCCUCUUCCCCAGAACCCACUGUGAUAUCAGUAAAGGACAACGAUGCGUCUCUGUCUGAUUCGGCCGUAGACGUAGACAAAGGCUCGAGCACAGACACGGACCAACAUCUUCCGCAGUGCACCGACGAGGAGGUCAGUUUCACCGAACCUCUGUCCCAGGACAGGACCUCCUCGUUGCAGGUGUCGGAGCCCUAUUUGGACCAGGUCAGCGAGGACAGCCUCCUGGAGGACAGCCUCUCCUCCCCACUGCCGACCACCGAGACGCCGUCUGCCGAGACGCCAGACUCCCUGGACUCUCUGGACAUCCACAGGAUCGGGGGCCAGGAGGAGCCUCUAGUGCACCACACGCCAGCAGCUCCCAGCAAACUGCAGCCCCCGUAUAAGGCUGCCGACAGCGGAUACGAGACGGAGAACCUCGAAUCGCCGGAAUGGAACUCGCAACUGAUUCCCGACGCAUCAACAUCGGAGGAAGCUGAGGCUGAGGCUGAGGCAGUAGCGAGUUCCCCCGCGGAGGUUCCCUCCACCACACCGCUGGUGCCUCCAGAGAUUGUUGUCGUGGAUAUGGGGAAUGGGCACGCCGUGGAAGACGACGCACAGCGAGACGAGCAGCAGCAGCAGCAGCAGCAGGAGCAGGACCAGGAAGAGGAGGUGGCUGCCCCAGCAGAGGACACCCAUACUGUAGGCAGCUACCGAGACUCGGCCUACUUCUCUGACAACGAGCUGGAGAACGAUAGGCCGAGACCUGAGGAGCCGGUAAAUGGGGCGGUGUCUAGGGAGGCCACCGUCUGGGACGGAGAGUCUUCGGAGGCAGCAGAGCUGGGCGACAACAAUAACUCAGUAGUCGUGCUGUCUCAGGAGGCACCUGAGAAUGAUCUGCGUCACCCACAAAUGGACGACUCUGAAGACGUGUCUAAACCUUUGGUGGACUUCAGUGGUGUUGAAAAUGUUCUUUCAGAGGCAAAGACGAAUGGUGUGGCUGAACCCAUCGUCAGCACUGCAGAAGAGGGCAGUAUUUAUGAUGACAUUCUGGUCCUCACUGAUGGCGAGAAGGAAACUGAGGGCAUGGCUGGUUUUGAGGAGUGGUGUUCGCCCCCAGCCCUUUCUGGUCCAAUCACGGAGCCCUCGGCAAACGCCUCCUCCUCUGACACCACGGAACGCUCUCCCAAGUCUCCGCUAGACGGCAUGGCCCACGCCAAGCUGACCAGAACGUUCGGCGGAGAAGUUGUUCCUCGGAGGAAGGAGCCGGACAGCGAGGGCCGUUACCUGGGCCGCCUUGAGGUGGCCCAGGAGGACGGCCGCGAGGACGGCAUGGACGCCGACGAGGAGGACGAGAACAGCGACGACUCUGACGACGAGCGCCAAGGCUACCGUCUCCAUAGCGACAGUGAGGAGAGCGAGGAUGACGUGGAGCACCCGGUGCCGCUCAUCAUCUCGGACAACAGCGACGCGAGCCACCUCAAGAGCCUGCUGAAGCCCACCUCACUAGCGGUCAACAAAGCCUCUUCGCCCGCAGCAGACACCAGCGACGCGAACGGCUCCAAAAGAGCAGUGUCCUUCUUUGAUGAUGUCACGGUCUACCUCUUUGAUCAGGAGACUCCCACAAAGGAGUUGGGAGGAGACCACACUCUGGGCUCCAACAGUCAGGUGUCGGAGUUCAGCAGUCCGGCACCAUCUGCUGGAUACCUGAACAGGUUUGCCAACUCAACCGAGAGCUCCACAGAUGAAGAAGGCGGGAAUUUCGAGUGGGACGAUGACUUCACCUCGCCCGAGCCCUCGUUCCUGGGCAAGGCGGCGAGCAGUGUGGCCGCGUCCAAGGUCUCGCCCGCUGGUGCCUCUCGGUACUUCUCCCCUCCCCCGGCGAACCGAGGAGGAGUGGAGAGCAGCUGGAGCAGCACGGCCUCCUCCUACUCGCGCUUCUCCAUCACCCCCGCAAACAUCGCCAGCUUCUCCCUAACACACCUCACCGACUCAGACAUUGAGCAAGGGGGAAGCAGUGAAGAUGGAGAGCGGGAUUAAGCUGGAGGUAGUAGUCGGGUGGCUCUACCUUGAUGCGAACAAGUCGACCUGACUGGUCAGGUUUUUGAAGACCUCGCUCUUUCACCCUCACCCUUUCCUCUCUCACCCUCUAAGGACAGCAACCUCAGACUGCUGGAACUGCAAUCUCAUACUGUACCAAUCCCACUUUUACACCCUCCUCUCUUCCUUUUGAAAGAAAAAAAAAAAGAAGGAAAUUUUUUGUGUCUUUUUGUUCGACGAGGAUUAUUAUUUUAUCUGAGACAUGAUCCUUCGGAUUGGUGAUCUUUCAGGGCGUUGCAGGUUAUUCUUCUGCCGGAGUAAUCCCUGAAGAAGUGAUGGAACAAUCUGCUGUAAACAAAGAUGGCAAAUAAAGAAAACGGGAGAAAAAAAACGAACACACAAAGACAAAGGAAAUCGUUGAACUUCAAGAGCUUCCCUAGUGUCUUACCUGGUUCUCUCUGUGUGCUUCUCACACACAAACAAACACUCUUCACAUCUACUCUGUACACUCUUGUAGCUGCAGAUUAAUGGUUUCAGACAAUGAUGGUUGAACUUUGAAAAGUCAGCGCCCCCCCCCUUUCCAGCCCUACUAAGUAAUAGGGAUCUCCUGCUUUGCAUUGGCUGCCUUCACCUCUGAUCUAGAUGUUUUGUCAUCUCGCUUGAUGCAGAACAAAACCCCAGAAUUCCAGAACAUCCCACAACAAUGCCACAUCUGCAGUCACCUGAGCCGCAAGAUCUUCCCUUUUCUACUUCCUGGAUUGGGUUGCAAUGUCAUAACGGAACACUGAGGAGUGGAGGCCCACCUCUGUAAUGGAACCUUUUGCCUCUUAUGUGUUAUCUGAUUGAGUCUUAUCCCCCCACCCCCCAAAACACACACACACACACACACACACACACACACACACACACACACACACACACACACACACACACACACACACACACACACACACACACACACACACACACACCACAUAUGCAAUGGAUAUUGGUAGGAUACAGUAUCAGCUGUUGACCAGUGCUGAAGAUAUGAAGCUUCACAUUGCUGAGGCUGAAGUAAAGCUGACUACAGACCUGCUCCACUCUUCCCCAGUGUUUCACAUCACAUCAGCCCAUCCUUCUUGUGCCUCUACUACAAACUUUACAUGCCCCAGAGAUCAUGCUCACAUACACUCCACAGACUUAGAAACCAAACCAUGCUUGGUGGAUUGUCACCCCACUUUCCGACAGACUUCACAGGGCUUGAUGAUGUGGCAUCACAUGAAUGAGAUUGUAAUAUGAAUUUGUAUUUGUGCAUACUGUAAAGGUAAGCGUUGCAGUAGCAAAAGAAUUGUUUGAUGUUUUCAAACAAAGCCUAUUGGUCAAAUGUAAUGUGGAAGCUUCCCUUUUCUUUCUGUGGUGAGAUCAAAAGGGAAUCGUUUUGGGUUCAGAAGAUGUCUUCUGUCUUUUCCUAAAAAGUAAAAACGUGCCGUUUAUGCUGAUGGACAAAAACAUUUUAGGUCUAGUGUUUUUAUUCUGUGAACACCAGACUAGAGAGGUGGAGGCCACUGCUAUUGUGGAGGUUUUCUGUAAGAUGACCCAUCUUUGGUAACUUCUCAUGGCUGGUCUUAUCUUAAAGGUGAGACGGGGGAUAAGCUGCCCUUUCAUGUCUUUCAGCAGCAAAUCAUUUCAUUGGCUGUAUAUAUAUUUAAUGAACGGUAAAAAUUUCACACAAGAUAAGCUGAUAACACGAUAUAUAUUUUUCAUCAGCUUGAUUUUUAAAGAAAGAUAAAGAAAAAAAGAAUUAAGGAACUUAAUUAAACCAGCCGGACUCUGUUGCAAUAGCUCCACAGUUUGGUGUUGUGAAGAAUGGUGGUGGUUGUGGUGACUGGGCUUUAAAUACUGUAUAGCGUUUGCUUAAGCUAUGGGUGGAUCCCUUUGGUUGAACUCACAGACUCAACAGUCCCACGUCUUAACACCCGACCCCCUCACAUCUGUAUUACCAGCAGUCUUGGUGAGCUGAACUUGAAAGUUCUAUUUAAGGAAAUUCCUUUUUCGGUUUUUGUUUUUUUUUGUUUCCCAGUGUACAUUGCUUAAUCUUGCACAUCUGAAAAAAAGUGUAACUUAAAUGUUGAACUGUACUCAUGUAUAUAAAUGUUUAAUUUUGUCUGUAAAUUGGGAAUGGUGUAAGCUCUAGUUUGAAGUUUCGAUUUGUAAUUUAAAAAGAAACAAAUGAAAACAUAUCAUGGUUUUGAAUGAUGUGGACGAGGAAAAAAAACAAUUUAAAUUAAGGACAAUGACCAGAGGAUGCAGUCAUGCUGUAUCUGUAUGCGUAACUUGUACAUUUAAACAAAAAUGUGCUAUUUUUACUUAAUAUUGAUGAUCCUGCUUAGUGUAAUUGAAUGAAUUGUUUAUAAUUACACUGUUUAAUAUGGAAAUAAAUUAAAAUGUACUUCUGCA
Messenger RNA from Engraulis encrasicolus (European anchovy), 7804 nucleotides. It is a transcript of the gene lmtk2, whose product is annotated as lemur tyrosine kinase 2. The coding region runs from base 491 to 5365 and encodes 1624 amino acids. Gene Ontology annotation, molecular function: ATP binding; protein kinase activity. Gene Ontology annotation, biological process: protein phosphorylation. NCBI's taxonomy places the organism in Eukaryota, Metazoa, Chordata, Actinopteri, Clupeiformes, Engraulidae. The transcript is spliced from 14 exons. The record is from RefSeq and is a predicted model, not a curated record.